AACAAUAAAUACCCCCCAGUCCCCAGUCCCCAGUCCCCAGUAUUCUUCUCUUAAAAUAGCCAAGCCACCCCCGGAAUUGCAUUGCAGCAUCAAAUUCCUUCCUUGCCAAAACCCAGUAAGAAAGAGAUGCAGAUCUUUGUUAAGACGCUUACAGGGAAGACUAUCACCCUCGAGGUUGAGAGCUCGGAUACUAUCGAUAAUGUCAAGGCUAAGAUUCAGGACAAGGAAGGAAUCCCUCUUGAUCAGCAGAGAUUAAUUUUUGCUGGUAAGCAGCUUGAAGAUGGUCGAACUCUUGCAGAUUAUAACAUCCAAAAGGAGUCGACUCUUCACUUGGUUUUGAGGCUUAGGGGAGGAACUAUGAUCAAGGUCAAGACUCUGACUGGGAAAGAAAUUGAGAUUGAUAUUGAGCCAACUGAUACCAUUGACCGGAUUAAGGAACGUGUUGAAGAGAAAGAAGGAAUUCCACCUGUGCAGCAAAGGCUCAUUUAUGCUGGCAAGCAGCUUGGAGAUGAUAAGACGGCUCGUGAGUACAAUAUUGAGGGUGGCUCUGUGCUUCAUCUGGUGCUUGCUUUGAGAGGGGGAAGUCUUUAGAUGGUGCUCCUUAUAUCAUAAACAUCAAAUGGCUUAAAUUUUAUAAUUUUUAUAUUUAACAAAAUAUGGAUGACUCUGUAUGUGAUAUGUAUUGGAUUGAAAAACAGUUUCGGAUAAUUUGUUUGACAUGUUAUAGACAUGUUCUGUUUUGUUAGUAAUUUACAUGAAUAAUCUAAUCUUUUUCCUUUAAUAUAAA
Messenger RNA from Theobroma umbraticum, 787 nucleotides. RefSeq names its product ubiquitin-NEDD8-like protein RUB2. Gene Ontology annotation, molecular function: protein binding. The record is from RefSeq and is a predicted model, not a curated record. Lineage: Eukaryota; Viridiplantae; Streptophyta; Magnoliopsida; Malvales; Malvaceae.